Messenger RNA from Ilex paraguariensis (yerba mate), 387 nucleotides. The record is from the annotation of a GenBank genome assembly. Lineage: Eukaryota; Viridiplantae; Streptophyta; Magnoliopsida; Aquifoliales; Aquifoliaceae.
AUGAAGUGGCGGAGGAUGGAGGCAUUAGCUCCAUUGGCAAUGGUGCUAGGAGCACAAGCAGCAACACCUUUCAUGGGCUUGUCGACGCUGAGGUCUCAUGCAAGGCCAGCUUUGGCGCUGGGCCCAAAUGAGCGAAGGCUAGGCGAUGAUGCCAAUGGGCUAGAGGAUGCCUUGCUGGGCCAUGCUGGUAAGCGCGCGGGUAAGUCUGUCGGCAACAGUGGUAUUUGUCAACAAGGGAAAAAAGAUGGUGGACCAGGCCUAGUCGAUGGCCAUGGCGUUGUGACUGAGUUGGAUUUUGGGCAGUUAUCGGGCAUCAGAAAGCAACAAGCAGAUGUUCUUCAAAUGGGCACCCACUCUGGCAAGGACAUGAUGAAGGCUGCUACAUAA